UUCUUUGAAAAGCUCCUCAACAGCGACAUGAAAGAGAAUAAUGAAGGAGUUAUUCGGCUGGAGAUGAUCUUCGAGUCUCAGAUGGCAGAUAUUCUGAAGUUUAUCUACUUCGGCAGCGUUCAGAUAUCCACUCAAGAAAAUGCUGAGAACCUGUUUGGAUUAGCAGAUUAUCUUCUCCUCCCAAACCUGAAAGCCAUCGCCAAAAGAUAUCUUGAGGAACACAUCACCACUGCAAAUUGUAUUUCAAUGUACUACCUGGCAGAAAAAUAUUUGUGUCAAGACCUGAUCGCUAACUGUCGGAAAUUCAUCCACUCAAACUUUUCAACCGUCGCCGGAUCCGACGAUUUUCUAAACCUCUCAAGCCAUGAGGUUGAAAAAUGGAUUUCCAGCGAUGAGAUUAUCAUUAACGCUGAAGAAAACGUUUUUGAACUGGUACUACGAUGGAUUGAUCAUGACAAUAGCCAGCGACGCGUUAAGUUUCGUGACUUGUUUCGCCACGUUCGACUGACCUGUAUCUCGCGUGACUUUUUAGCAAGCGAUGUCGUGACUAAUGAUCUUGUGAAAGAAGAUGGAGAGUGCCUCGAAAGUGUUUUGCUCGCUUUACAAUGGCUCGAUCGAUCAGCAGAUUGCGAUAUUCCACGGCCACACCCUCCACGGAGGGCUCUGGAGAGAGAUGUUAUCGUAGUCACGGUUCGUGGACGCGAACGUUCUAUUUUCCACACCAACUUUUAUCUUCCUUCAACGGAACAGUGGCACCGCUUGCCCCCGACCUCAUGCGAACCUAUAAGCGUAUUUUCGCACCGAAGCAAAGUGUUUGUUGUAACGAAACCUAUCGCCAGAUCGCUAUGCUAUGACCCAGAUUUAAACCGCUGGUCUCGAGCACCGUGGACAAAACUGAAUUCAGACCGAACAUUCAGAAGUUUAGGUGGCAAAAUCCCGGAACUUCUUGACGUUUUGGUUAACAAAGACGAGAUCUUUUUUAUUCUAGCAGAAGAGGGCUUGGCCUUUCUUUCCCUUUGGAGAUACAACAUUGAGUUAAAUUCAAUGACUGUUGAUCUCAACUGGGUUGGAAAAGAAUUGUUUUGUGCCGUAGUUGUUGAUAAGUUGAUAUAUGUUAUCGGAGGAUAUAAAAUCCCUCACUUUGGUAUAAGGUAUCCCCUCUCUGAUUCUUCAACAUACGACACCGAGGGAAGAUUUUGGAAAGAAAUAGCGCCUUUGAAAGAGACGAGGGUAGGUGCUAUUGGUGUCUGUAAAAAUGAAGAAAAGAUUUUCAUUGCUGGAGGAUUGGGUCCCGGUACGGUCUGGCGGAAUAGCUGUGAGGUUUACAACAUAGCAACAAAUGAAUGGCAGUUCAUAGCCAGCAUGACAGUGGGUCGAGCCGGUGGAAAAAUGGUGUUAAUUGAUGAAACCAUUUACGUCCUUGGAGGUCGUAUUAAAAUGCCCUUCAAGGAUGUUUGUAAAUUCCCUGACGGCAAGGUACCUGUAGAAUGCUACGAUGAGGAGAGAAACAAAUGGACUGACAGAACAACAAUGCCCAAUGACAAGAUUUAUUUCAGUGAAAAUCCUGAGGCCUCUGGUUUUGGGCUGAGAAUUUGCUCAGUUAAACUCUUUCACACUGUCUGCUCUAAAUUUACCGGGCUUCUUCCAAUUUAAUUGACAGACCCCUACCCCCCCCCCCCCAUACCAAAGUAGGACAUACCAUUUUAAAGCUAUUGAUCUGUCUGUGUAUUCGAAAAAGCGAAUCUUCGACCACUAAGGAAGAGAUAAUUUUGAUACUUUUGAAACAUUUCAAAACAGUCAAAAUAUUCUUAUACUUAUUACGUAUAAUUCUAAGCCAUCGUUAAUAGAAGAAAUGGUCAUAAAACCUGGCAAAGUUCUCUUUUGUAUGUUUUUGUUUGCUAUUUUGGGGUUUACCCUGAACAAAACCUUACAAAAUACAAAAGCUGGUUGUGUUAUCAUACGACUAACCAAUAGAAGUAUUGCGAUUAUGUAAUUCCUGCAUAGUUAAUUAGCAUAAAACAAAAGAUGUGCAGGGUC
Molecule: messenger RNA, 2037 nt
Organism: Orbicella faveolata
Lineage: Eukaryota; Metazoa; Cnidaria; Anthozoa; Scleractinia; Merulinidae
Product: kelch-like protein 24
Source: RefSeq, a predicted model, not a curated record